Harpia harpyja (harpy eagle) is the source of this 1820-nucleotide messenger RNA. It is a transcript of the gene WRAP73, whose product is annotated as WD repeat containing, antisense to TP73. Lineage: Eukaryota; Metazoa; Chordata; Aves; Accipitriformes; Accipitridae. The coding region runs from base 94 to 1443 and encodes 449 amino acids. Gene Ontology annotation, biological process: protein localization to mitotic spindle pole body; mitotic sister chromatid segregation; microtubule anchoring at mitotic spindle pole body. Gene Ontology annotation, cellular component: microtubule organizing center; mitotic spindle; MWP complex. The transcript is spliced from 12 exons. Gene Ontology annotation, molecular function: protein binding. The record is from RefSeq and is a predicted model, not a curated record.
UCCGCCCCCGGGGCGAGGGCCGGGGCGGCGGGCGGAGCGGGCGGGUUUGAAUCGGCGGCGCGGCCGCUCUUCUCCCCGGUCUCCCGCUCCGCCAUGAACUUCUCGGAGCUGUUUAAGCUCUCCGGCCUGCUCGGCAGGUUCUCCCCGGACGGCAAGUGCCUGGCUUCGUGCGUGCAGUACCGUUUGGUGGUUCGGGAUGUGAAUACCCUCCAGAUCCUCCAGCUGUACACUUGCCUGGAUCAGAUCCAGUAUAUAGAAUGGUCGUCUGAUUCUCUGUUCAUAUUAUGUGCCAUGUACAAGCGUGGGAUUGUUCAGGUCUGGUCCUUGGAGCAGCCAGACUGGCACUGUAAGAUAGACGAGGGGUCAGCAGGGUUGGUGGCUUCAUGCUGGAGUCCGGAUGGUCGUCACAUUCUCAAUACAACCGAGUUCCAUCUGCGGAUAACUGUGUGGUCCUUGUGUACAAAAUCUGUAUCUUACAUCAAGUAUCCCAAAGCUUGUCAGCAGGGGAUAGCUUUCACUAAGGAUGGCCGCUAUAUGGCAGUAGCAGAAAGACGUGACUGCAAAGACUUCAUUAGCAUCUUCGUAUGCAGUGACUGGCAGCUACUGAGACAUUUUGACACUGAAACGCAAGAUCUGUUUGGGAUUGAAUGGGCUCCUAAUGGCUGUGUUCUGGCAGUGUGGGAUACGUGUCUGGAGUAUAAAGUAUUGCUGUACUCCCUCGAUGGCAGACUGCUAUCCACGUAUCGGGCUUACGAAUGGUCACUAGGCGUAAAAUCAAUCGCCUGGAGUCCCAGCAGUCAAUUCUUGGCAAUUGGCAGCUAUGAUGAAAAGGUGCGUAUCUUGAACCAUGUAACUUGGAAGAAGAUCACAGAGUUUGAGCAUCCAGCAACCAUUGCUAAUACCAAGACUAUUGUGUAUAAAGAAGUGGAGAAAUCCCCAUCUGUUGAAACAGAGAGACUUUCUUUCCCUCCAACAAGAGCAUUGGCUAGUUCUCUCUUCAGCACAGAAAGUAAAUAUGACAUUUCCCAGGUGCCAGUUUCUUUACAGUAUAUCAAACCAGUUGCUGACAGGGCCAAUCCCAAAAUGGGAAUUGGGAUGUUGGCAUUCAGUCCAGAUAACUGUUUCCUGGCAACCAAAAACGAUAACAUUCCUAACGCUGUCUGGAUUUGGGACAUUCAAAAGCUGAAACUGUUUGUAGUCUUAGAGCAGCUGUGUGCGAUCCAAUCUUUCCAGUGGGAUCCACGACAACCUCGACUUGCUGUGUGUACAGGCAAUAGCAAAGUCUACUUAUGGUCCCCAGCGGGCUGUGUGUCAGUGCAGGUUCCAAUGGAAGGUGACUUCCAGAUUGUGUCUCUCUCCUGGCAUUCUAGUGGAGACUCUAUGGCGCUUCUGAGCAAGGACAACUUUUGUUUGUGUUACUUAGAAAGAGAAGAGGUGAAAUAACAAUCAUUUGCAUUAAAAAUGCUUGCAAGGUUGAGGAGGAAUGAAGAAAGGGUUCAAACCCUGUUGCCCAAUCUGAAGUUUCUGUAUUUAUAAAAUAUUUAUUUGAAGGAGUGUACCCAAACUCCAGUGUGUAAAGUACUGUGAUUGCAUUUGAAUGAAGUGAGGUAGCAACUGAAAUGUAGAGAACGAGGUCUGGAUUUCAAGAAAACUUUAGUAUUGAUGUAGUUGAACUUUCUCUUCAACUUUGAACUAUGAAAUCUUACUUUCUAAAAUUGUAGCUGUGUGUAUAUAAUGUAUAGCUAUUAUUUAAAUUUUGUAAUUUCCAAUAAAUAUUUUGAUAGUUACAAAUUUGGUAUGACUCUAACUAUAAACCUGCA